AUAUCCCCCGUUCUAUAUAUCUUCCGUGCUUUAUAUUCCCCAUUCUUUAUAUCCCCUAUUCUUUAUACCCCCUAUUCUCUAUAUCCCCUAUUCUUUAUAUCCCCUUUUCUUAAUAUACCCCAUUCUAUAUAUUUUCUGUGCUUUAUAUUCCCCGUUCUUUAUAUCCCCUAUGCUUUAUACCCCCUAUUCUUAAAACGUUUACUGUUCUCUAUAUCUCACGUUCUUUAA
Molecule: messenger RNA, 228 nt
Organism: Lottia gigantea (owl limpet)
Lineage: Eukaryota; Metazoa; Mollusca; Gastropoda; Lottiidae
Exons: 1
Source: RefSeq, a predicted model, not a curated record